Molecule: messenger RNA, 5705 nt
Organism: Taeniopygia guttata (zebra finch)
Lineage: Eukaryota; Metazoa; Chordata; Aves; Passeriformes; Estrildidae
Gene: MANSC1
Product: MANSC domain containing 1
Source: RefSeq, a predicted model, not a curated record
CCGGACGUGCCGGGACAGCCGCUGUUUCCCCGAGCCGCCGUCCCGAGUCCGGCCGGGCUCCGCCUCUGCCUUCCCGACCGCGCUGCGGGCGGAGGUAGCCCGGAGGUGCCCUCGGAACGCGUGCCCACCCCGGGAGCAGCGGGGACCCCUCGGCGCGGCUCCUUCUGCUGCCGCUGGCCGCGAAUCCCGGCCGCGCCGGAGGAGCCCCGCGGGGACUGGUCCGGGUCACCAUGUCCCUCGGGGACAGCCGCUGGCCGGUUCGCCUGCUGGUGGUCACCUGCGUGAUGGCCAGGACGGCGCUGAGCCAGGAGUGCUCCGCGGAGAAGAUGGAGAAUACCAUAAUCGAUAUAGACUUGUCCCUGCCCCGCGGCGCCCGGGGCGCGGAGCCGCUGCGCGUCCCCAGCGCAAGUGCGUGUGUCCGCGCCUGCUGCUCGGGGCACCGGCUCGCAGGAGACAAGAAGUGUAAUUUGAUUAUUUUUUAUGCUGCAAGAGCAAGUACACAUCCAAACUGCUACUUGUUUUACUGUCCUAGCACUGAGGCUUGUCCAAUGAAAGCUGCAACAGGACUUGUGAGCUACAAGAUAACUACAGACAUUCAUGCCCUAGAGGAUAAAUCCAUCAAAACUGAGAACUUUUCUUCAAAUGAGUAUUCUUUGCCUUCGGAUGCUGGAAUCUUUAUUUCUCAGAGUCAGAAUAUCCAUCAGAAUCACACUGCCAGUUUGGAGCAGUCUGUCUUUCAUCAGGCAUCUGAACUCCUGAACCACAUAGGCAAGCAUUUGAACAAUAUGGAACUUCAUACAGUUUCUCCUGAAUCUCAAAGAGCAGAAGAAUCUGAGAGCUUAGACCCCAUCUCAAGGCAGCAGGUAAUUAAGCUGCCACCAAGCACACCUUCUGCUGUUCCAGCUGGAAACCCCAGUGCUUCUUUCCACACCACUGCUCGGGCAGGUGCCCCUGAAACCAGUAGCGCUUCUCUUGCUCUUGUGCUGACAGGCACUGCCCAGCUGGAGUCUCUUACAAUCUCUCUGCACCCUGGUGCUGCCAAACCAACCACACCCCACCUCACCACAACUGCCUCUCCAUGUGCUGCAGCCACUGCAGCUAAACCUGCUGUCCCUGCCACCCGCAUCACUGUUAUUCAUGUUCCGAUUUCCAAGCCCACAAAUUCUGCUUCUCCUUCUACAACCACGCAGGUGACCACGAAUUCUGGAUCUGCUACUGCCCUUUCAGGGCUAAGGACUCCAGCCAUGGCUCCUGAGCCAACAGUUGUCUCUUCCAAUGAUACCAGCCUUGUGACCCUCCUCUCUUUUCCAGGUUUUAUUUUGUGCAGCUAUUCCCCCACAUCUUCCCAAAAUUACCCUUGGGGUUAUGACCCAUCUGACUCAGAAAGCUCCCUGUCAGAAGGUGUUCUGAUAGGGAAAGGUGCCUUUCAGCUGGGGGGAAAAAGCAGCCUUGUAGCAGCUUUGUUUUUCGGGGUGAUAUUCUUGUUGCUAGUUAUUGUGCUGACAGGGAAGAAAAUCCAUGAAUCUCUUCAGAAAAGGCAUUACACCAGGCUGGAUUAUUUGAUCAAUGGAAUGUAUGCUGAUGUCUGACUGGGAGAGGGAAUAAAAUUUUGAGGAGCAUCUCUCACUUUUGAGAGGAAAACUCUGAUAUAGAACAGUUGAUAUUGAAAUCUCAGAAGAGGAUGGGUUCCUUUUUUGGGCUCUGAUGGGAAAGCAGGAGACAGGAGAUGGGUUUGGUGGUGAGAAGAAAUGCUUUGUUUGUGCUGAACUAUAAUGUCUAUAAUUUUUGAUUUAUUCCUAAAUCCUGAGAGUAAACAUCUAAAUCCAAGUUAAGCUAAGAAGGUCUUAUAUUUAAGGAGAAAAAGAUUUCACAAGCUUAAUGUGUACUGUGACAAGAUUAGUGAAAUUGAGGUACACCUAAUAAAUUGAGUACCUGUGCAGCACAUGGGUGUUUUCAGUGCUAUUUACACCAAAUACUGGAGUGUUACACAAUUGCCUGGCAAUCCUAUUUACCCUAUUUGUAGCUUUAAAGGAAUACUUAGUAAUAGAGCUUUGCAUCCAAAUGGUUUUAGGUACAAACAGAAAAUAUGGCAUAAUUUAAUUUUCCUUAUCUAAAUAUAGUUUAUGGUUAUAUACAUAUCUUUAAAGUUCUUCUUCUGCAUACAUCACAGGUAUCCUUAAAACUACAUACUGCAAGUGCUCUCAAAGCAUACCCUCUUCACUUCUAGCGUCCCCUUCAUGUGGCUGGUAAUAAGCAUGGCUGCUUAGUAACAGUUAUCUUGAUAUUCAACUUUUUUUCCAACCUAAACAACUCUAUGAUUUUAUGUUUUCCUGACUCUUCGACAGAGAGAGUAAGUGGGAGCAUCUACUGCCACACAACUUCCAGUUCAUGUUAUUUAAAUUUCCCUUCACAUGCAGUCAGUCUAAAACUGGUUUUAGAAUGAAAGGCUAGAUUUCAAAGUGUUCAUAUCAGGUGGCAUGAUCAAAACCAAAUGUCACAGCAGAGAAGGAAGGGUGCCUCACAAAUGCAAGGAAACAAUUCUAUUGCAAAAUAUGAAAUUUGACUCACAACCAAGAGAUUCUUACAUCUGUUAAGCUUAGUGUGGUGAGAAAUAGGUGUGAUCCAAAAAAUGGCCUCAAGGCAAGUUUUCUGAAACCUCUAAAUAACUAAAUGCAGAAAAUUCUCUGAAAAUUCCAUUAUUCAGAGAUCAAAGAAAAGUCAGUGUUCCUUGUGUCAAGAACUUGAAUUCAUAUUAUAUGGAGGUUGCAAAUUGUUUUUUAUAUAUAAAACCAACUGGUCUGCUACAUUGUUUAAGUCUGACAAUGGUUAAAAAAAAAGUAGUCUGGAUAGCCUCUUAAAAGUGAACAAAAUUACAGAAGAAAUGUACCUCAAAUUUAUCAGCUUGUUUUCUGACUGUGCUUUGUUUAACUUAAUUUUCUUUUUUAUUUUAAUAGCUAUUUUCAGAGGUUUCUGGUCAAGGAACAUAACAAGGAAGAACAUUUUUGGGAAAUGAGUUCACAGAAUGAUAAGUACUAGUCCUAGCUGUAAAAACGCAGAUGCAGAUCUGAGGUUCACCAUAAUUUUCUCUCAUAAGAACUGCAAUCUUCCUGAGAAGAUUUUUAUGUUGCUGGUGUCAUCACAGCAGGAGAGGUGCGGAGAACAACCCCUGAAUGCUCACUAUGCAUUUCUGCUGCAGUAAAUAAUUUGUUGGAGGGACAGGUGAUUGGUAUUAAUUUAUAUGGUUACAGUACAGUAGCAAAAUAUUCAAGAGAAACCAGCUGAUGUAUCUCAGGGUUGUUCACAGCACAGGUCAUGUGUUCAUCUGGAGAGGGACAUUUUACAAGGACAUGUAGUGAUAGGACAAGGGAGAAUAGCUUUAAACUAAAAGAGAGAAGGUUUAGAUCAGAUACUGAGACAAAAUUCUUCCCUAUGAGGGUGCUGAGGCCCUGGCACAGGGUGCCCAGCGAAGCUGUGGUUGCCCCAUCCCUGUGAGUGCCGAAGUCCAGGUUGGACAGGGCUUGGAGCAACCUGGGAUAGUGGAAAGUGUCCCUGCCCAUGGCCAAGGGUUGAAAUGAGCUGAUCCUUAAGAUCCCUUCCAACCCAAAGCAGUCUCUAGUUACUCAGUGUGGUCCAUGUCAUUAGAAACUGCCCUCCAGCCCAAUCAGCUGUGCACACCCAACACGGUGAAUGGCAGAGGUAAAGCUGAGAGGUGCUCGAGCACCAUGCCUGACUUGGUGAGGAUGCUGACCUCAGUGGCCUUUCACAACAUUUGAGUAAAACAAACAACUUUAGAAGUUGUUACAUGAAAGAUCUUCCUUUAUGCUCCAGUAAAGAAAACAAGGUAUUAGGCAGGUGUACUGAAACACUUUUUAAAAAUUAUUUUCCCCAUCCAUUUGUCAUGUUGGAUUAAGAACUAACAGGGAAUUAAUUGAUAGCUGACUAGUUUGGAUCUUUCUGGGGGGUCCUUUACAAGCUGUGUAUGGACACUAGAGGGCAACAACAGUUUAUUAAAUAGAAUUGACAAGUUAUGAAGAUUUUUGAUGAUUUAAAAAAGUUUUAGUUAGCUUGUUUUUUUAACUUCCCAAACUAUGGCUCUUUCAUUGUGGAAAGGUUUUUGUUUAUUGAAAGGGUUUGGGUGGAGGAUUAUAUACACACAUUUUUAAAAGUUUUUACUGCAUCAUAUAAUGUAGAAGACAUCAAAAUGAAGCAUAUUCUCUAUUUUAAUAACACUGAAUCAAGUUGCAUUAUUAGUCAUGUAUUGGCAUUUCCAGUUAACAGAGAGAUUUCCCAUCAUCAUUCUUUUGACUAUGAUGCUUUAUUACAUGCAUUUUUGGAGCUUAUUUAUUUACCUGGAUAAUGCUCUUGUAUUAUGAAUCAAAAAGGAGGAAGACAAAGUAACUAAAAAAGCCCAUCCAGUUUGUUAUGCUUUCCAACAUUAAAACUUCUGUGCACUCUGCUGUUUUUCCACUGAGAUCUCCUGUAGUCUUCACUGUGCACCACACAUGGAACUGGAUCAUUAAUCACCACUCUGUGAUGACAAGUCUUACAUUGGAGUGGCUCUUUCUGGACGUAAUCAGUUUUGUUAUGGCAGUAGGCAAAAAGCUGAUUGACUUUUGUCACCUGGAGAGUGUCAUAAAUUCUGUAGCUGAUUGUUUUCAUAUUGUUGCUUUAUACCGCUGAGCAAACAUAAGGUAUGUAAAUAUAGACUGUCAUGAACAAAAUUGUCUUGUGGUAUUGUACAGUAAAGCAAAUAACCCGAAUUUUAUAACUACUGCAAACAAUCGUAAAGAAAUAAAUUGUAGACCUAUUUGAGAUGGAUGAGAAGGAUCCAAAGUCCCUGCUUCAAAAAGCAGUAAAUUCAGCAUGGUGUGUUCUCUGCAAAUAGUGCUUAAAUUCAUUUCAAUUCCUGUAGGAGCAGGAAAUGCUUAGACUCAGGAUUAUUUCAAGUUACUAAACAACUAAUAAAACCUAACAAACAAGGAAAUAAAACUACAAAAAAAAAAAAAUUACAUGAGAAGGCAGUUUCAAAACUGGUUCUUGUUUUCCUGCCUCCUGCAAAACCAUCUUAGUGGAUUUGAAUCUGAUUACAUGCUUUGACCCUACCAUCCCACAUUCCAUGCUGAUAAAAUCGUGGAGUUUAAAAGGCCAGUACUGCAGUCAGCAGUUCCCAGGCAGUAUCCCAUUAUACAGAGAGCUAUACUUCCGUAGAUUUCUUUCUGUCACCCUCCUGAAAUGGCCCUAGACAGCUGUGCUCUCCCUGUGCAUUACUAAUCCUCUCAUACAGAUAAUGCACUUCUCUACACUAAUUCUCAAUGAAUUCCUGUUUAUGGGUAGUUGUGGGAUAGCUGCAUCCCCUCAUCCUUGAAGUCUUGCACAUCCCUUCAGGAGUGUGCAUGCUAUUCCCAGAUGCUUUCCCAGUGUCUUGAUAGGUAUGUCCCCUGAAGGGCUAGGGUAUAUUGAACUUUUUUCUUCUUCUUCAGAAAGCCUACAUUUAAUCUCACAGUCUAAAUUUGCUUUUUUGCCUUUAGGUCUCUACACUUCUUGAGGAUGUCAAAGCACAAAGCAUAAAAAUGCUGCUCUUUGUCACCUGUGUGUUUGGUAUUAUAAAUAAUGUGUAAAAGUAUUUUUAAGUUUCAGUACAACUAUACUGUAUCACUGUUUCCUGUAUAUUGGCUUACUUAAUUUAAAAAAAAAAAGGCAUGAGA